CGCCGAGCAGGAUCUCCGGCUGGCGCUGGGCUCGGGUCAUGAUCGGGUCCCGCAGGAGCCACAUGUCCGUGCUGGAGCUGCUGCUGCUGCUCUGCAGCCUGCUGCGCUGCGGCUCCCUGGAGGGCUCACGCGCACACAUGCUAACGCUAACCUCCCCGCGCUCCCUCUUUCUGCGGCCGGCCGCAGCCCGACAGUGGCUUCGCUCGUCCGCCAGCAGGUGGCGCCGGGCCAACUCGCUCCUCCUGGAGGAGCUGCUGCCGGGGAACCUGGAGAGGGAGUGUUACGAGGAGGCGUGUUCCCAGGAGGAGGCGGCCGAGAUCUUCCAGACGCCAGAGAAGUCGCUGGAGUUCUGGUUCCGCUACACCAGUCCCGACCCCUGCAGGAGCGACCCGUGUCAGAACGGCGGCCUCUGCUCUCUGGAGCGGGGAAGCUUCGUGUGCCUGUGUCCGCCUCGCUUCCGCGGCAGGACCUGCGACUCCGACGCGCUGCAGUGCCGCUACCAGAACGGCGGAUGCAUGCAGUACUGCAGGGACCUUCCAGGGGGCGCCACGGUGCAGUGCGGCUGCGCCGACGGUUACACACUGGAGGCGGACGGUCGUCGCUGCGAGGCCACUGUGGCCUUUCCCUGUGGCCGCCAGCAGGUGGCAGCACUGCAGCCGGGACGCUCACGGGGAGGUCUCUUUGACGUCACCGGGGCCAACGUCACCUGGGCCAACGUCACCUGGACCGAGCCUCCAGCGCCAGUGAACAGUUCAGCUCUCGGUGGAAAUCACAGCGAGUGGGCGUGGCCAGAUGAGGCGACGCCACGCAUUGUGGGCGGGGCUCUGGAGAAGAGAGGGGGCAGCCCGUGGCAGGUCCUGAUCCGCAGGGCGGACGGCUACGGCUUCUGUGGCGGGACGCUGGUGUCGGACCGCUGGAUCGUCUCCGCUGCGCACUGCUUCCAGGAGGCUGCCGAUCACGUGACCAUCGGGGACCUGGACAAGCAGCGGCCGGACCCUGGAGAGCAGCUGAUCCAUGUCCAGCAGGUGGUGCUGCAUCCUCACUUCCACGCCUUCACCUUCGACAGCGACCUGGCCCUGGUGCUCCUGGCUCGGCCGGUGCUCUGGGGCCCCACCGCGGUGCCGGCGUGUCUGCCCGACCCGCACCUGUCCCGAUACUUGCUGAGGGAGGGGAACCGCGGCCUGGUCACCGGCUGGGGCGCCACCAGCUACAUGCGACGCUCGUCCCGCUUCCUCCGGCGCGUGGCGCUGCCGGUGGUCAGUCACCGGGACUGCAGCGGCUCCACGGAGCAGGUGAUCACAGACAACAUGUUCUGCGCCGGCUUCCUGCAGGCCGGCCGGGACUCCUGCAGCGGGGACAGCGGCGGGCCCUUCAUGGUCCACUACCGAGGCACCUGGUUCCUGACCGGCGUGGUCAGCUGGGGCGAGAGAUGCGCCGCGCCGGGCAAGUACGGCGUCUACACGCGGCUGGGGGGGAACUACCUGAGCUGGAUCGCCGACACCAUGGCGGCGCUGACCCCGGCCGGCCCCGCCCCCUCGCCAUAAAUCCACUGGAAACCCCACGUCUGCUCGAGGGUGUCUGUCUGAGCGCGGUGCUGGCGCUCCAGGACGACCACCACCACGCCGCGUCGCUCGCGAGAUUGGGUUUAUUUGACAAGCUCACGUGACAAAAGGGCGGCGCCACUAGAGGGCGUCCUGCGUCUGGUUGCGUAUCCAGUGGACGUAAUGGGCCACGCGCGUGUAGACCCCGUACACUCUGCGGCUGCCGCACUCCUCCGGUCCGGCCCAGGACACCAGCCCCAUCACGGCCCAGCCGCCCGCCUCCUCCAUCACAAAGGCCCCCCCGCUGUCGCCCAGGCACGUGUCCCGCCCCCCCUCCAGGAAGCCGGCGCAGAACAUGCCGUCGCUGAUGUUGUAGCUGCGCGAGCGCGAGGCGUAGCUGGCGCGACACUCCUCCUGCGCCACCACCGGCAGCUUGACGUACUGCAGCCGGCUCCCGCUGCCCGAGGCCGCAGACUGGGACAGGCCCCAGCCCGCCACCAGGCCCAGGGUGUCGGGGGGCGGCAGGUGGUGCGGCCGUGGCGCCGGCAGACAGACGGGCUGGACCGCGUCGCUCAGCGGCGCCGGCACGCGCAGCUUCAGCAGAGCCAGGUCGCUGUGGUAGUUGUCCGGCCGAAAGUCGGGAUGAAGAAGGAUCCGCUCCACCGGGACACUGGACCACGUGGCCUGGUCCUGGUAGUCCAGCAGACCCAGGUACACCUGCGCGCACACACACACACACGUGCGUUUGUCUCUCGCUCUAUCCCUGUGGGGACCAUCAACCCAAACACACGGCUGACCUGGACCUCAGUGCCAGUGAGUUUGAAGUCUUCACCCUCAAACUGAGGGUUGGACCUGUGGGGACCUUUUGCCGGUCCGCACAAAGACGUAAGGUCCCCAUGAGGCGGUAUAAACAAGCCCGGACA
This is a messenger RNA of Synchiropus splendidus (mandarinfish), 2464 nucleotides long. Its product is annotated as coagulation factor IX. Gene Ontology annotation, biological process: proteolysis; blood coagulation. Gene Ontology annotation, molecular function: serine-type endopeptidase activity; calcium ion binding. Gene Ontology annotation, cellular component: extracellular region. The record is from RefSeq and is a predicted model, not a curated record. The transcript has 9 exons. Lineage: Eukaryota; Metazoa; Chordata; Actinopteri; Syngnathiformes; Callionymidae. Bases 39 to 1544 code for a protein of 501 amino acids.